AUGCGCGAGAAGGUUACAUCCAUCAAGAAAAGCUUACUCGAUGAGCUUAAAGAAAUAGAAGGCGAUAGAGAUCAUCUAAUCGCCGCUGUGCGUGGCUACCCUGGCAUGGAGACUCCCAACUGGCAUGCUCUUGAAUACAUUCCUGGGCGCAGUAUCCAUCAUCUACUAAGACAACACGCGACAUACAAAGUACACGGGCUGCCACCUUGUGUCGUCUUUCACGUCUUUGCCGAACUCGUACGCGUCCAAAGGCACCUCAAACAGCACGGAUACUGCCAUAUUGACCUGAAAGGAGGCGGCAACGUCAUGCUAAGCAACAAAGAUGACGACGUCUUCCCGACCGUAACACUCAUCGACUUUGGGGGGAUUAUGCCUUACAAUCGGUCCAAGGAGCUUGAGCAUACCCUCCACUUAGCCAGGAAGAUGUGGAAGAGAAACACGGAGGUUGCUGAACACUGGCGACCAGAGCAGAUCAAAGAAGAAGAUUGGAAGCAAGCCAACGAUCAGUGCAAAAUGAUCCAUGAUCGAGCAGUAGGCGAGAUAAAAGAGACGGACACACUAGAAGACCUUUGGAAGGAACGUGAAAUUUUUUUCGAGGAGCUAAAGCAGAGCUUGACAGAUGACGCGGCACUCAAGGAGUUACGAGAAGCACUAGACGAUGGGAAGAUCACGGAACAAGAUGUGGUGGAGAACGAAGAGUUGGAUCUUAAAGAGGAUUGGGAUGUGGGCAUGGGAAUGGAGUACAUGAACUUGUGGAAGACGUCUUCAAAGGAUGGCGACGGAGACUCACUGAAGUUGAUCUGA
This is a messenger RNA of Alternaria metachromatica, 804 nucleotides long. RefSeq lists its product as uncharacterized. The record is from RefSeq and is a predicted model, not a curated record. NCBI's taxonomy places the organism in Eukaryota, Fungi, Ascomycota, Dothideomycetes, Pleosporales, Pleosporaceae. The coding region runs from base 1 to 804 and encodes 267 amino acids. The transcript has 2 exons.